This is a messenger RNA of Aplysia californica (California sea hare), 756 nucleotides long. Its product is annotated as dual 3',5'-cyclic-AMP and -GMP phosphodiesterase 11A-like. The record is from RefSeq and is a predicted model, not a curated record. Lineage: Eukaryota; Metazoa; Mollusca; Gastropoda; Aplysiida; Aplysiidae.
AGGGACCAGAGAGAAAUAGAGAGGAGAGAGAGGAGGAACCCCCGAACGAAAAUCUGCAGAGGGAAAUCAGAGACCCCGAUAGUUUAGUUGUAGUAGUAGAUCUAGGCCUAUGUGACGACGGGUCGGUCGGCGGGUCUCGCCAAUAACAUUCUACUGCCACCAGUGAGUGGUGUCUGUGCCUGUGUAAACAGCAGGGGGGAUCGGCUGAGACUUUGUUGUACAGUAGAGGGGUAUCUGUCUCCUCUUGCACACUGACGUACACACACGUGCGCAUACAUACACGCACAUAAAUACAUACACGCGCAAGUACUCACAUACGUACAUACACAAGUGGGCUCAACGUAUGUUUCCAUCAAGGAUUGUGUUAUUAUUUUAUAACAACUGUGUGUGUUUCUGGAUAUUGACUGGACAAUAAUUCGCUUGCCCAGGAUAACGCAAUCGGAAUUUCGCUCUCUCAAAGGAUAGAUCAGUUUAUUACUUCCUGGAUGACUGUGGUCCUGGUACCUAUUGGAGAAUUUACUGUAAACAACACUAUGACCUAGACGCUGAAUAACACACAAAAGCCACCAUGGAGGGACACACGAGCUGUAGCGUGGAGGAAUGGCUGGACGCUCACCCUGACGACAUGAGUGAGUACUUCCUCAAACGCGCGGACCUCACCCUCAUCAACCGAUGGCUCAGCGCUCACGGCUACAGCCAGCUACAGGCGCCAGAAAUUCCGGUACACGUCAGAAACAGCUCCCUCUCAAAUCUCAG